Messenger RNA from Esox lucius (northern pike), 2202 nucleotides. It is a transcript of the gene wnt4, whose product is annotated as wingless-type MMTV integration site family, member 4. The record is from RefSeq and is a predicted model, not a curated record. Gene Ontology annotation, molecular function: frizzled binding; cytokine activity. Gene Ontology annotation, cellular component: extracellular region. Gene Ontology annotation, biological process: cell fate commitment; canonical Wnt signaling pathway; neuron differentiation. The transcript has 6 exons. Lineage: Eukaryota; Metazoa; Chordata; Actinopteri; Esociformes; Esocidae. Bases 652 to 1710 code for a protein of 352 amino acids.
CGUUCACCCUCUCCCCUCGCAGAGUGCCAUCCACAGAGCAAAAGUACAGACAGGGUGCAAGAAAGUGUGCGAAGCGUGUGUUUACGUGAAUGUAUGCCUGACAACGUGGAGAGAACCAAAGCCCAUCCGUUGAAGUUGUUCACAGCGGAAACACCACCACAAUCAAGGAGCGUCUCGAGGAGCACCUGAGGGAUUAAAACUUUAACUAGCGAAGAAGUUAAGGUUUUUAUUGCCAGUCUCCUCGCUCGCCCGGUGGUGUUAAUGGGAGAACAUGAACGAGAGUAAACAAGUGAAAUAAGAAGGGUCCAAUUCAGUCCCAGUCUGCCUGAGUUUCGCGCCGUGGCACAGAAGAGAAUUUCGCCGUAUUUUUAGCAUCCUCUAUUUUCCCUCUCCUCCCUUUUCCUCCCUCUCUCUUUCUGUGAAAACGGACCUGGCGAUACAGCUGCGAGUCUCGCGCUUCUCCGGUGGAUCUCUGUGGAUGUGUGACGAUGGAUUAACUGUAUUAAACUGGGCCCCAAGUAUCUCCGGUCCUUCACGAGACCUUCGCUGUCACAUCAGUUCCCUUACCCAGUGGGACCGCUUGGCAAAAAUCUACGCCAUACAUUGUGUGGAUUACGGACCAGGCUCUUUCCAUCACAGUUAGCGCUCGAGAUGACCGCGGAAUAUGUUUUACGGUCCCUGUUGAUGCUCUUCCUCGCGCUGCUCUCAGCAAACGCAAGUAACUGGCUAUACCUGGCUAAGCUUUCAUCGGUUGGCAGUAUCAGUGAUGAGGAGACGUGUGAACGCCUGCGGGGACUCAUUCAGAGACAGGUGCAGAUCUGUAAGCGCAGUGUGGAGGUGAUGGAUGCAGUGCGCCGCGGGGCUCAGCUAGCCAUAGACGAGUGUCAGUUUCAGUUCCGGAACCGCAGGUGGAACUGCUCCACCCUGGAGACCAUGCCUGUCUUUGGCAAGGUGGUCACGCAAGGCACUCGGGAGGCAGCCUUUGUUUAUGCCAUCUCAGCAGCCAGUGUGGCAUUCGCCGUGACCCGCGCCUGCAGCAGUGGGGAGCUGGAAAAAUGUGGCUGCGACCGCAACGUCCACGGAGUCAGUCCAGAGGGGUUCCAGUGGUCAGGCUGCAGUGAUAACAUCGCAUACGGAGUGGCCUUCUCCCAGUCCUUCGUCGACGUGAGGGAGAGGAGCAAAGGACAGUCUUCCAGCAGAGCGCUCAUGAACCUACACAACAACGAGGCCGGGAGGAAGGCGAUCCUGAGCCACAUGCGCGUGGAGUGUAAGUGUCACGGGGUGUCCGGGUCCUGCGAGGUGAAGACCUGCUGGAAGGCCAUGCCCCCGUUCCGCAAGGUGGGCAACGUCAUUAAGGAGAAGUUCGACGGCGCCACCGAGGUGGAGCAGCGCAAGGCGGGGACCACCAAGGUCCUGGUUCCGCGGAACUCCCAGUUCAAACCGCACACGGACCAAGACCUGGUCUACCUGGACCCCAGCCCCGACUUCUGCGACCACGACCCGCGCACGCCGGGCAUGCUGGGCACGGCGGGGCGGCAGUGCAACCGGACGUCGAAGGCCAUCGACGGCUGCGAGCUGAUGUGCUGCGGCCGGGGCUUCCAGACGGAGGAGGUGGAGGUGGUGGACAGGUGCAGCUGCAAGUUCCACUGGUGCUGCUAUGUCAAGUGCAAGCAGUGCCGCAAGAUGGUGGAGGUUCACACCUGUCGGUGACGGCCGCGGAGAACCCCGGCGGAGACCCAGGACGAUCGCCAGUCACGCCACACCCUCUCCCUCCUCGCCCGCGCGUGGGGGGCGGGACGGGGAGGAGGGAGCGAGUGGGAGGGAGGGAGGCAGGGGUGGCUUUGUGGUUUUUCCCUCCCCUUUGUGUCAACGCCACCCCAAUGAUACGCAUCGACGGGAUGUACACAACUAAAAUGGCAGAUGUUUACCGGGUCCCGACGGAGGAUUCACACCCUCACCCCCUGUGUCCUCACCCCCUGUGUCCUCACCCCCUGUGUCCUCACCCUCUGUUGAUUCUCAUUCUUGUGGUUACGUUUGUCUAUACUUUUUUGUUUUUGUUCAUUUUCACACGUUUUGUUCCUUAACUUAUUUCACGUGGAUGUGAGUGAAUCAGAGGGUGAGGUGGGCGAAGGGGGAGACCGGACUGAAGGGGAGAGAGGGGGACUGAGGAUGGGGCAUGUCGGACCUGGGGAAAGGCGAUGG